Molecule: messenger RNA, 2555 nt
Organism: Lytechinus pictus (painted urchin)
Lineage: Eukaryota; Metazoa; Echinodermata; Echinoidea; Temnopleuroida; Toxopneustidae
Product: adrenocorticotropic hormone receptor-like
Exons: 3
Coding region: 200-1174 (324 amino acids)
Biological process (GO): G protein-coupled receptor signaling pathway
Cellular component (GO): plasma membrane
Molecular function (GO): G protein-coupled receptor activity
Source: RefSeq, a predicted model, not a curated record
AUAACUGACACUGACCAAGCAGCAAAAUGAAUCCAUUUCGAUGAGCGCUGUUUUCAACAUUUGCUUCUACAUCGGACACGUAGGAGUAUUUGAUGGAGGCACCAUCAGAGUUUUAAAAAAUAGAGAGAGACACUUCAGGGUUCCAUUCCAUUUGCAUUAAUCGCACGAAAUAAAUUCCCAAUUCAUCGCUUUUGCAAAAAUGGCUGAUCUAUUGAGAACAAACAUCUAUCUUGCUGCUAUGCUCGUUUUCUCGUCUUUGGGCAUCUUGAUCAACCUAGCCACCGUGUGUGCCAUCUUACUGAACAAGGCGUUAAGGAAGGAACAGCAUAUCUUCACUUUCAACAUGGCUCUCGCAGAUUGCAUCUCAGCUGUUUCAAUGUUCAUCUUCAACUUGUAUAAGAUUCCCGAGGAUUUAUUUGAAAUAGGAGAGGACUCAUGGAUUGAAAGUUUUGGUGCGACUGGUUUGGUCAUAUCGAUACUAAGUACACUCGCUAUUGCCUUCGAGCGUCUCAUCAUCCUUCGCAUUGACGCUCUCGGAAGCCGUCGCAUCGUCACUGCCAGGCGAUCCAUAGCUGUCUGUGUGGUCGCUUGGAUAGCUGUGCCAGCAAUGCAUUUUCUUCUUGGAUUCAACAGUCCCAUAUCAGAGGCACUUCAACACAUUGUAUCUCCGUGUAUCAUAUUGUCAUCUCUCUUCAUCACGGCGAUAUGUUACAUCCUCAUCUACAAAAACAUCACCAUGAUCUCUGAGAACGUCGGACUCAACGACGCAGCGCUCCAGCGACGCGCAAAAAACAGCAAAAAAGUACUCGUGACCUUUGCCCUUGUGGUCGCAAGCACGAGCGCGUGCUGGAUCAUCAUGUGCUGCAUUGCUUUUGUUGAAUACAUCUUCUACGUGUAUCAGCAUCAAGAUCAUCGAGAAACUCUUUGGUUCUUGGUCCUAUUCGAGAUUGCCAACGUGUUAAUAAUCAUAAACGCCAUACUGAACCCGGUCAUAAUCUGGUUGCGUCUGACUGAUUUCAGAGCACAGCUACGCGCUUGCUUUGAGAGACUAGGAUGUCGAAAGACGCAUGAAUCCCAGAACUCGUCCCAUGUUACACUGAAUUUGGCAACCACCACUACGAAUCGAUCAGUCUCUACCACCAACACCGUCAUGCACGACAUCAGGGUGAAUUGACUGCUGGACAAAAUGAUGAGCCUAACCUUACUUUGCAUCUAAACCUGAAUAGCCCUUCACACACUCUCGACUUUUUUUUGCUUCGGCCUCGUAGAGCCAGACGUAGUCGGAAAUUUAUUUUAUUUCUUCAUUUCUUCCAUAAAUAAUUGAAAACAGGAUUUCAAAUUUGGUCAACAAUAUAAGCAUAUUAUCAAAAUAAUAAACAUAAUAUAACUUCUAAUUUAGACCAUCCCAUGUCAUUAGCCAAAUAAAUGUAAUUGAGUUGUUUGCGUGAGCGAAAUAAAAUAAUAAGAAAAAUUGUUUAUUCGAAUAGCCCCCUUAACCCCCCCCCCCCCCUCCCCGCCGGCCGGCCGGACGGUGAUAUCACUCUGAUACACGAUUGCUUAGUUCGCAUUCAAAACAAACAUAAACACCUUAAAUAAAUCAUACUACACAUGUCCUAUAUCCACAUCAGAGAUAGAUAGCACAUGUACAGGAGAGUGUAAAAUAUAGAGAUAUGGUGUAAAAUAAUACAGCCUAGAUGUGUGCAAGGGUGUUGGGAGCAAAAGCAGUAAGGGGAACUAAAAUGAGAUAUGUAGAUAGUUGUAUGGAGGGUGGGAUGGAGAUGGGAAAAAGUGGAAAGGGAGGGAGAGGGCUAAGACAAAGUGAGUUUAUUGAGAAACAAAAAAAUACUACAUAUGAUACAUGCUUAUACUAGAAAGGUAAACGCCUACCUAUAAUUCUUUUUAAUGUGGAAUAUCGAGGCUGAAUGACAAGAUGAUACUUUUACUCAUGUGAUAAUAUACUUUUUUAUUCGUUAAUUUUAAGCUAUUAUUGGGCAACAAAGGGACUUUCAUGUUUACAGUAACUGAUCAUUAAUUUUAUACAUCAGAUAGCCUUCUGUGGUCUCGUAGGCUUAAAUGAUGAUGCCUUCGUUACCUCAAUCACAAAACUUCGAACUUUCUUUUUUUUUAAUUGGUCGUUUUAGUGGAAUCUAAUUAAACAAUCAUAACAUAUUUACAAUAUUACUGCAGGAAUUUAUUAAGAAUUUAUUUAUCAUCAAGCCACAUCUCGUAGAGUAUAUUAUUAUCAUGCCAUCUCUUGUAAGGGUUUUUGUUUGUGUGUUGUGGGGGGGGGGGGGGUCUUUGUCCUCCAAAGUGGUCAGAGUCAUAGUGGGGGUCUCUCGCAAACUCUUCUGCUGUAACCUUUUGAUAAGGCAAUAAUUUAUGUUGUGAAGUUUGUAUAAAUUAUGGUGGCUAUUUUGGGGAAAUUGAGAAUGUUAAGUUAAGAGUUGUGUCUCCUUUUUCUCUCAGCAACAUCUCCAAUGUUAUGAAAACAUUAUUAAAAUAAAGGUCACGAACGUGUUAAAAUUUUAGUUAUAUAAAAGAUUACACUGAAUCAC